Molecule: messenger RNA, 1774 nt
Organism: Capsella rubella
Lineage: Eukaryota; Viridiplantae; Streptophyta; Magnoliopsida; Brassicales; Brassicaceae
Product: S-adenosylmethionine decarboxylase proenzyme 3
Exons: 4
Coding region: 474-1562 (362 amino acids)
Biological process (GO): spermine biosynthetic process; spermidine biosynthetic process
Cellular component (GO): cytosol
Molecular function (GO): adenosylmethionine decarboxylase activity
Source: RefSeq, a predicted model, not a curated record
ACUCACAAAAUCUCUUACUUCGAAAAAGACAAAUUUUUGCUUCUUGUUUCGAUCUAAUUUGGGUUUCAAGGAUUUAUUGGCUCUUAAGGGUUUGAUCAGAUUGGUUGGUUUGUUAACUUAAAACAAAUCUUUUCUUGAAUUGUGAAUGAGAUAUGGAGACUGAAGGUGGUACAGAGAACUCUAGUAGUAGUAGUAGUAGUAGUAGUAGCAAUCUUUUCUACGAAGCUCCUCUUGGAUACAUCAUUGAAGACGUUCGACCAAACGGUGGUAUUAAGAAAUUCAGAUCUGCUGCUUACUCAAACAUCACUCGCAAACCAUCCUGAAAUUGCUCAAUUCGUUUUCCUCCUAACCACUUCAUAACUGUGGUUGAUCAUCGUUCUUCUAGCUUGUGCGAUCUUUCCUAUUUCUUGUUAUCUUUCAAAUCUCAUUCUUCGACAGUAUAUUCUUCCUCUUUACAUUCGUGUUCUUGAAAAAUGGCAAUCUCUGCUAUCGGUUUCGAAGGAUUUGAGAAAAGGCUCGAAAUUUCAUUCUUUGAGCCUAGUGUCUUUCUUGAUCCUGAGGGAAAGGGUCUUCGUGCUCUUACUAAAUCUCAGUUAGAUGAGAUCUUGACUCCAGCUGAGUGCACGAUUGUUUCAUCGCUUUCAAACUCUUUAGUCGACUCUUACGUUCUCUCUGAGUCUAGUCUCUUUGUCUAUCCUUACAAGAUCAUCAUCAAAACAUGUGGGACUACAAAGCUUCUCUUUUCUAUCCCGCACAUCCUUAGGCUGGCUGAGUCUCUUUCUAUUACAGUCAAAUCUGUUCGCUACACUCGUGGUAGUUUUAUCUUCCCGGGAGCACAAUCUUACCCUCACCGUAGCUUCUCUGAGGAAGUUGCUUUACUUGAUGGCUAUUUUGGUAAGCUCAACGCAGGAAGCAAAGCUUUUGUGAUGGGAGGGUCAGAUAACAAUAACACUCAUGGAUGGCAUGUCUACUCUGCUUCCGCUGCUUAUGAAUCUGCUUUGGUUUGUGACAAACCUGUGUACACAUUGGAGAUGUGCAUGACUGGUCUAGACAAGAAGAAAGCUUUGGUGUUCUUAAAAAAAAAUUCAGUUUCAGCUUCUGAGAUGACUGUUACCUCAGGGAUUAGAAACAUCCUUACUGACUCUGAAAUCUGUGAUUUUGACUUUGAACCGUGCGGUUAUUCGAUGAAUUCAAUUGAAGAAGAUGCGGUUUCCACCAUCCACGUGACCCCGGGAGAUGGUUUUAGCUAUGCAAGCUUUGAAACAGUUGGGUAUGAUCUAAAAGCUUUGAACUUUAAGGAGUUGGUGGAUAGGGUUCUGGUUUGUUUUGGACCAAAAGAAUUCUCAUUAGCGGUGCAUGCUAAUCUUGGAACCGAGCUAGUGGCGAGUGAUUGUGUAGUUGAUACGAAGGGAUACUUGAGACAAGAGAGAGGACUAGAGGAGCUUGGACUUGGAGGUUCUGUUCUUUACCAGAAAUUUGUCAAGACUAUUGAACCUGGCUCACCAAAAUCUACUCUUGGGUUCUGUUGGAAAGAGGAAGAAGUUGUUAAAGAAGAAGAGUGAUCUAUGAUCAUCUAUCUCUGGCUUUGCAGCUUAUCUUUCUAAGGAUCUUUUGUAUUAUUUUUUUUGAAAUAAGAUAGAACAUGUUAUGCGUUCUGAUGAAAGCAGUUCUUGUCUAUGUUUGUGUGUUUUAAAGUUUGUAAUUGUUAUGUUCUCUGGUUGCUGCACCAGGAAGUUAAUAAGUUAAAUGCUUUGUUGUGUUUGAGCUUUGAAUA